Molecule: messenger RNA, 2067 nt
Organism: Symbiodinium necroappetens
Lineage: Eukaryota; Dinophyceae; Suessiales; Symbiodiniaceae
Source: the annotation of a GenBank genome assembly
AUGUCCGUACGAAUCACGGCCGCCGCGUUCGCGUGUUCAUUCGGCUUUGCUCUGGUCUCCCAUGGGGGGAUCAUCCUCGUCGACGACGACAUGCCGGCGGACUUCUCGACGAUCCAGGCGGCGAUCGACGCGGCGACGGACGGGCAGAUCAUCAUCGUGGCGCCCGGGACGUACACGGAGAACCUGUUCAUCAACGGGAAGUCGCUCGAGAUCACGAGCACGGACCCGACCGACCCGACGGUGGUCGCCAUGACGGUGAUCGACGCGGGCGGGGCGGGGAACGGGAUCAUCUUCAUCAGCCCGGACGGGACGCACAGCACGGACAUCAGCGGGAUGACGGUCCGGAACGGCGCGGCGUUCUCCGGUGCCGGGAUCGCGUGCUCGAACGUGACGCUCCGGCUCUUCGACAUGGUCAUCGAGAACUGCGUCUCGACGAGCUUCGGCGGCGGGUUCUUCUCGAGCGUGGGCUCGAACGUGUCCAUGUUCGACUGCCGCUUCGACUCGUGCGAGGCGCCGAUGGGGGGCGGGCUGCUCGUCAACGAUUCGGACCUGGUCAUCGCGGACAGCACGUUCGCCGGCGGCAUCGCCACGGACGAGGGCGGCGCCAUGUCGAUCGUCAACACCAGCACGGCGAUCAUCCAGAGCUGCGACUUCGAGAACAACGACGCCUUCGUCGGCGGCGCGAUCUUCGUCUCCGAGGACUCGAUGGCCAGCGCCAUCCUGUGCGACUUCCUCGAGAACAACGCGUUCGGCGCGGGCGGCGCCGUCCGGUACGAGACGGGCGUGCCCGUUUUGGACGCCCCGAUCACGAUCGAGAACUCGGUCUUCACGUCCAACACCGCGUCGAGCGGGGGCGCCGUGUCGUUCUCGGGCGAAGCGGCUCCGGAGAUCACGGGCUGCGGGUUUACCGGAAAUUCCUCGACAAGCGGCGGCGGCGCGGUCAGCAACACGCUCGGCGCGUCGACGGUCAUCUCUGGCUGCACGUUCAUGAGCAACACCGCCCCGGGCGACGGCGGCGGCGCGAUCGACAACUUCGACGCGGGCGGCGUGCGCGUGACGGGGUGCUCCUUCACACUCAACGGCGCGUUCCGCGGCGGGGCGAUCUCGAACACGAGCUUCAGCGAUAUCAUCGUCACCGACUGCUCGUUCGACAUGAACGGGGCGACGAAUUCGGGCGGGGCGAUCUACAACUCCGAGAGUGCGCCCGUGGUCACGGGCUGCGGGUUCACCCAGAACAGCGCCCUGGGCGGCGGGGCGGUGACCAACAUCUUCUCGAGCGACCCGGUCUUCCGGGGGUGCACCCUGACGAAUAAUUCCGCGGGCCUCCGGGGGGGUGGCGCGUUCAGCACGGACAACUGCGUCGUCCGCUUCGAGGCCUGCCGCUUCACCGGAAACUUCGCGCCCGAGGGCGGCGGGCUCUACAACUCACAGUUCUCGAGCCCGAUCAUCAUCAACAGCCUCUUCGACGUGAACACCGCGGACGCCGAGGGCGGCGCGAUCCACAACGACGGCGCGUCGGACCCGGAGAUCAUCAACUCGACCUUCGUCGCGAACAGCGCGAUGAGCGACGGCGGGGCGAUCUUCAGCAAUUUCAACUCCUCGCCGAUCGCGGUGAACUCGAUCUUCUGGAACAACACGCCCAACGAGAUCAACGGCGGCAACCCGACCGUGAGCACGUCGCUCGUCGAUGGCGGUUUCCCAGGAGUGAUGAUCAUCGCGCUGAACCCCGCGUUCGUGGACGAGAUCGGCGGCGACUACCGCCUGGACGGCGCCUCGCCCGCGCUGGACCUCGGCGACGUGACCGCCCUGCCGAUGGGCGUGACGGAGGACCUCGACGGCAACGCCCGCGUCGUGGGCGUCGGCCUCGACCUCGGCGCGUACGAGCGCCAGGGCGACACGCCCUGCCCCGGCGACUGCGACGGCUCGGGCACAGUCGACUUCAACGAUCUCGUCGCCAUGCUCUUCGAGUUCGGAAACGCCACACCACCGUGCGACGCGGACGAGAGCGGCACCGUCGAUUUCAACGAUCUCGUGGCCGCGCUGUUCCUGUUCGGGCCUUGCCCCUGA